Myxocyprinus asiaticus (Chinese sucker) is the source of this 2990-nucleotide messenger RNA. Its product is annotated as cytochrome b-245 heavy chain-like. The transcript is spliced from 13 exons. The record is from RefSeq and is a predicted model, not a curated record. Lineage: Eukaryota; Metazoa; Chordata; Actinopteri; Cypriniformes; Catostomidae. Gene Ontology annotation, molecular function: superoxide-generating NAD(P)H oxidase activity. Gene Ontology annotation, cellular component: NADPH oxidase complex; plasma membrane. Bases 95 to 1792 code for a protein of 565 amino acids. Gene Ontology annotation, biological process: superoxide anion generation; defense response.
UAAACCAAAUCCCUUUUUAGUGGCUUUCUUCAAAUUCUCUCUCUUUCUCCCAACACUUGCUCUCUCUUUCUUUCUACACACACAGGUCGACAUCAUGGGAAAUUUUGCUGCCAAUGAAGGACUAUCAAUUUUUGUCAUUCUGGUAUGGCUCGGCAUCAAUACGUUUCUCUUUGUGCAUUUUUACAUGGCAUUUUUGAUUGAUAGAUACUACUACACUAGAGUUAUCCUUGGGCAUGCUCUCUCGUGGGCCAGAGCUCCAGCUGCAUGUCUCAAUUUGAACUGCAUGCUGAUCCUGCUGCCGGUCUGCAGAAACCUUCUCUCAUUCCUGCGAGGAUCCAUACAGUACUGUAGCCGCACUGCAGCUCGUCAGCUGGACAGAAACAUUACUUUCCACAAACUUGUGGCCUACAUGAUUGCUUUCCACACAGCGAUUCACAUCAUAGCUCACCUGUUUAACUUUGAGAGAUUCAUGGAUUCCCAGCUUAUGGUCAACGACAGGCACCUGCCAUAUGUGCUCUCUCAGAUUGGUAACGGUGACAACAGAUCCUACCUGAACCCCAUCAGAACCAAUGAGACGAACCCAACGAUAGUGAUGUUCACGACGAUAGCAGGACUGACGGGGGUGGUCAUCACCCUCGCUCUCAUCCUCAUCAUCACCUCCUCUAUGGAAGUCAUCAGAAGGUCCUACUUUGAGGUUUUUUGGUUCACUCACCACCUGUUCAUCGUCUUUUUCAUUGGUUUGGUGCUGCAUGGAGUUGGGCGUAUUGUGCGAGGCCAGACACUUGAGAGUUUGAACGUGCACGACCCAAUAAAAUGCCAGAGCCACUUUGAUACCUGGGGUCAAAAUGGCACCAACUGUCCUGAACCGGUCUUUGCUGGGAACCCUCCAAUGACAUGGAAGUGGGUGGUCGGUCCCAUGUUUCUGUACGUUUGCGAGAGACUGGUGCGAUUAUACCGCUCACAGCAGAAAGUGGUCAUUACCAAGGUAGUCACGCACCCUUCCAAGACUCUUGAGCUGCAGAUGAAGAAGAAGGGCUUUAAAAUGGAGGUCGGUCAGUAUGUGUUCAUCCAGUGCACGUCUAUCUCUCAGUUAGAGUGGCAUCCCUUCACCCUGACCUCUGCCCCCGAGGAAGACCACUUUAGCGUGCACAUCCGUAUCGUAGGAGAUUGGACGCAAGCUCUUUACAAGGUCUGUGGAGGUGACAAGACUAUGGUGCUGGAUGCGUGGACGCUUCCAAAGAUGGCGGUGGAUGGGCCGUUCGGGACGGCCAGUGAAGAUGUCUUUCGUUAUGAGGUUGUGAUGCUGGUCGGAGCCGGUAUUGGAGUGACACCUUUUGCUUCUGUUCUGAAGUCUGUGUGGUACAAACACGUCCAAGAGAACAAAAACAUCUUCACUAAAAAGAUCUAUUUCUACUGGCUGUGUCCCGAGACUCAGGCGUUCGAGUGGUUUGCUGACCUGCUGCAGAGUUUGGAAAGAGAGAUGACAGAGAAAGACAUGAGCGAUUUCCUCAGUUACAACAUCUAUCUUACGCGCUGGAAAGAUACUGAUGCUGCCCACAUCAGAGUUCAAUACGAGGCAGAGAACGACCCCAUCACUGGGCUAAAGCAGAAGACUCGAUACGGCAAACCCAACUGGGACAAUGAAUUUAGUGCCAUUGCUACCCAACACCCAGGUUCUAAAGUUGGCGUGUUUCUAUGUGGUCCAACUGCACUGGCUAAAGCUCUGGGGAAGCAGUGCUUCACACACACCGAGUAUGGAACUGAAUUUAUAUUCAACAAAGAAAACUUCUGAUCAAGUUUCGACAGCUCACGAAUAUCAGAAUUAAUUUCAUUUCCACCCCAGACUGAUCACUGUACCCUGCCCGAUCCCCCCUGUGAAAAACUCCUGACAUCACACCUGGAAGUUAAAUAUAGCUUUUUGAAAUGUAUAGUUGAGUAACACGAUGAGGAAUCAAAGACUUCUGAUAUCUUAUUGUCUAAAUAUUUUUUUCAAUGUCAUCAAUGUACUAAAACCAGUUUGCACUGGUUUAAUUUCAGACAUUAAUGGAGGGAAAUAAACCUGUUUAAGUUCCCUGAUAUAAUGUUCAACAUGUAUUAUGAUGUGUUCUGUUUGUCAAUUUCCCCUAAUAUUGUAUGGGGAGUUUUUAAAGUAAAGGAUUGCUGUUAGAGCUUUAAUACACUUUCAGAUAUGUACAUUUGGCUUUAAUUGUUGCGUGUAAAUCCUCAAAAGACUAAACCACCCUGAUACAUUUACUUAACACUGACUUAUUAAAUUCAAACCAGACAGCUUUAAUAAUUAAGCAACGACAUAUCCCCAAAAAAAAAAUAAAUAAAUAAAAAAAACUCUUUGGCUCAACUUGAUUUAGUCACGGACAGUGGUUCCACAUAUUUUGAACUGAAUUUUCUUAAAUUAAAAAUACCAUGUAAUUUAAAUUUAAAUACUUCAAGUAGAGGAACCCUAACUGAAUCAAGUAAACCCAACAAAUAGUCAAAAUAACCCAAAUGAAACUCAUUUAGAAAUAUGUUAGCUAGUAAGAGGAAAUGUAAGCAUGCUUAAUACAUGCUGGUGGCAGUAGCGUAGCCAAGGGUGGGCCUGGAUCCACCCAAAUUAGACCCAGGCCCACCCAGAAUAUUGAAGAUUAUUCAUUGAAUUCAAAUAUUUAUUUAUAAAACAGUUUAAAAAAAAAUGCAUAAAUUCUAAUUUGUGAAAGUACUGUUUGAACGCAUAGCCUCUGUUGUUGAGGAAAAUUUGGCCCAUACAUUUUUAUUAAGACCCACCCAAAAGUAAUUUCUUGGCUAUGCCCUUGGGAUCACUAUGCGAUGGUUUGAACAGCAACUGCUCAAUGGAUAAAGCAUAAUGUAUACUUAAAUUGUAUUGGUCCUCAACCUAGGCUCAAACUCCACUCUUCACCGUGAUGGUAACCCCCAAAACUACAACAUAACAGAAAUUCUUCGGGUUUCCCCUUUAUAUUCAUCUUGCACAAAGAGAC